Molecule: messenger RNA, 5745 nt
Organism: Linum trigynum
Lineage: Eukaryota; Viridiplantae; Streptophyta; Magnoliopsida; Malpighiales; Linaceae
Source: the annotation of a GenBank genome assembly
UGUAACAUAAAAAAAAAACUCAAAUAUGAACAUUCCGGCCAACGAGAAAGCCAGUAUAUAUAGGGAAUCUUUUUGCCUCUGUUUUUCCCCAAGUGGGACCCCUGUCAUCGGUCCCUCCCUCCGCCACUCUGUCAGCACUACUUUUUUCUCCCCUCAUCAGUCACCUCACCUCCGCAACAAAACUACCCUCCACCACCAUCCCUUCCGAAAAUGAAAAAUAAGAAAAGUCAGCAAUAUUGAGGGCCAGGAUGCCGCUGUUAUGCUUCGUUAGGUGACGGGCGGGUGAGGUUAAAGGAGAGAAUGGGGGAUGAUGGCCCGAUAGACAAUAACGCGAGGGGGAGAGAGAGAGAGAGAGACACUGCUCUUAUUGCUGCACAGUGAAGUGCAGACGAAACUAACAGUAACUGGGGAAGUAAAGUGAGGAAAAAAAAAAAGCUCUGCGCGGGGAGAGCAGCAGACUUGAUUGACGCCACGGGAGGAGAAUUGUGAAUUGUCAAAGCAGGGGGGGAAAAAAGCUUGGGAGCCGAAAUGGCGGAUGGUGGCGCAUUUUAAGCCCCCGAAGCGUCUUUACGUAGUUGAGGCAAGUGAAAGAGCACUGUGUAUAGCCACUGUCGCGCCGCGUGAAUCAUUGGCGGUGGUGGGGGGCGGAGGAAGUGACGCAAUCACAUUCCGGAAGCAACGUCAGCGUCAACUGGGCCGGGGAGAAAAGAGAAAAAAAGGCACUGUUUCACUCUGCUUUCGUUUUUUUUUUUUUUUUGCUUCCCCUUGCCUUUUAAUUCGCGUGCCCUCCUUUUUCGCCCGCUGUCAGAGAUCCUUUCUCUCCUCUUGAGUCUGUUGUUGUUAGUGUUACCCUCUCUUCUCUUCUCUUCUCUUCUCUUCUCCCCAGCUUAUCUUCCACUGCUGCAUCACAUUUCUCUCCCGAAACCUUCACACCUCAACUUUGCUCGUACGUUUCUACCCUGCCGGAGCCGGAGAUACAUAGCGGAAGGAUAUGUAAGCGCUUACCCUCUCUCUCCCUGUUCGAGUCUCCUUCUUUAGCUCUGCAGAUUGUUUGAUGUUUCCAUACCAAAUUCUGUCGUCGAGUUGUAAUGUUUUCUUCUAAUUAGGAUUUGGUGCUACCGAAAACGAAAUCAAUAGUUUCGUAACCUGCGCCCUAAUCUGUGUCCUUCCCUAGCCUUAUCCACUCUCUCCAUUCGCAGUUGUGUGUGCUUAGACAAGGAUUUUGUGGCUCAGUGUCCAAGCAAUAAGAAAAUCCAACUCGCUUUUUCACUUCAUAGUUGGAAUGUGCAUCACCAGGUUGCAUAUAUAGCAUCAAGUUAUCAUCUUUUUCAUUAACGGCUCCUUCUUUGUCUGGUGUUGGAUUCACAUGGGAAAUCCCCAAUUUUGCUCCUGCCCUUAAAUUAAGCUGGGGUUUAUGUUGAAAAAGGAUAGAGAGGGGAAAGCAACUAUUGGCUUGUAAUCAUGUUGCAACCCUUCAUUGUUUGGUUGCAUCUAUAAUUGGGUUGUUUGUUCACUUCUUUUGAUUGCUCUGCUUGUGCGUGUGUGUUGUUGUUGUUGCAAGGAUGCAGGCUCAUGUGUACUUUUGACGAGGAUGCAGUACUUUUUUCAGUUGCAAUAUGACUUGGGCUGUGGCGUUGGUAUCUGGAAAUGAAGGAGAGGCAGCGUUGGAGAUCUGAAGAGGACGCCUUGCUACGUUCUUACGUCAAGCAGUAUGGCCCAAGGGAAUGGAACCUCAUCUCCCACCGCAUGAACACACCGCUAAACCGCGACGCCAAAUCCUGCUUGGAAAGGUGGAAGAACUACCUCAAACCAGGGAUCAAGAAGGGAUCGCUCACCGAACAAGAGCAGCGCCUCGUCAUCAAACUCCAGGCCAAGUACGGCAACAAGUGGAAGAAAAUUGCUGCUGAAGUGCCCGGAAGAACAGCCAAGCGAUUGGGGAAGUGGUGGGAGGUUUUCAAGGAGAAGCAGCAGAGGGAGAAGAAGGAAACCAACAAGACCGUCGAGCCUGUCGACGAGACAAAGUACGAUCGAAUCCUCGAGAACUUCGCCGAGAAGCUUGUGAACAAGGAAAGAAUCACUAGUAUGCAACCACCUCCUUCAGCAGCAGGGUUCGUCACCAUGGCAACUGCAAAUGGUAGCAGUAGCAGCAGCAGCUAUCCUGCUCCACCAGCAGCAGCUGUCAUGCAGCAGCUGCCGCCGUGGCUAUCAUCGAGCUCCAAUGGCGUUGGGACAGCUGGAGUAAUAAGACCACCAGCCUCCCCAUCCGUAACACUGAGCCUCUCUAGCUCCACCAUGGCACCUGCACCAUCUGUACCGUGGCUCCAUCCUGCUGCUGACCAGAGAGCGCAGGAUAACACUGCACAGAAUCUCGUUUACAGCGUACUGCCUCCACCACAGCCACCGCUGCCUCAUGAGAGCAUGGUGAUAAAUGAGUUGGUGGAAUGUUGCAGAGAGGUGGAAGAAGGGCAUAGGGCAUGGGCGGCGCACAAGAAGGAAGCUGCUUGGAGGCUGAGCAGGGUGGAGUUGCAGCUGGAGUCGGAGAAGUGUUGUAGAAUGAGGGAGAAGACGGAGGAGAUUGAGGCGAAGAUUAAGGCUUUGAGGGAAGAACAGAAGGCUGCAGUUGAUGCGAUCGAGGCUGAAUAUAGGGAUCAGUUGGCUGGGUUGAGAAGGGAUGCUGAAGCUAAGGAGCAGAAAUUGGCCGACCAGUGGGCUGCUAAACAUGGGAGGCUUACCUGUUUUCUAGAGCAGAUGGGUUGCAGCAGAGCCAGGCUCCCUGACCCAAACGCUCGCUGAAUCAGGAAAUAUGACCAUUGUCCAUCUUCUUAGUUUGUGUUUAUGGUAAUGGGACCAAAUGAAAAUGGUUAGGUUUUGACUUUUGAGCAGAGUAUCUGUGUUCAGCAUAUGCUCGUUUUUGUCAUGCAUCCUCCAUUUCAAAUAUAUAUGGUUUUGUUUUCUGGGGCCUCAUAAUUGGAGGUGUACAUGGUUCAGUUGAUUCCACUUUAGUCAUAUUAAUCACCCGACUCAUUCACUUUACUUUUAAGUAAAAAUCAACCUAACAAUAUAAGAAAGAGAAAAAAACACAAUUGUUUUGCACCAUAAAGCAAAAGGCUACUGAAUAUACAUUUAAUAUUCAUUUUUAAGUUGAAAUAUUCUUUAGGGUAGCGAGACUAUGAGAGAAAAAUAUGAUAAUAUAUACUAACUUCUUCAUAAAUAUGCUUAUAUAUGGCACAAAUGUGUUUUUGGAUACAAAGACUUAGAAAAUAGGUGUUGUUCGGGUUGGAGAUUGCAGAUCGACUGACUUUCAGAACAUUGGAAGUGGAAAUGGACUGUUUGUCGCUUGUCCAGAAACUGACGCGAGAAAUGUGCUCGCUUUGGAGAUAGAGGAACUCUGCAAGGAGAUCAGGCAGAAAGCAUUUGAGUCGGAGAGGUUAAUUUAUCGUUUUCGAGUCGGGAACGAAGCAAAUCGGCCCAUAUGUUAGCCUGCACCUUUUGUAACUGGAAGUCUGAAGAAAUUCGGACUCACAGGCCUCCCAUUUUCCUAAUCUCGCUUCUUGAAGCAGACUUUAACGCUAUGCCACCUUAUUGAUUAAUAUAAACCAUGUUUCGUCUAAAAAAUAGCUAAUUAGUACUAGUCAUCGUCUUUGUGAGAUACGACAUCGCUUGGUACUAUAUUGCUUCUAACGAUAGGUACACUUGCCUUAUUUUCGGGCCGGGAACGAAACAAACCGGUCCAUAUGUUAGCCCACACUUUUUGUAACUGGGAGUCCGAAGAAAUUCGGACUCACAGGCCUCCCAUUAUCCUAAUCUCCCUUCUUCAAGUAGACUGUAAGGCUAUACCAGCUCAUUGAUCAAUACAACCAGGUUUCUUCUAAAAAAAAUAGCUAAUCAAUACUAGUCAUUGUCUUUGUGAGAUACGACAUUGCUUGGAAUUAAUUGCUUCUAAUGAUAGGUACACUUGCCUUAGCUAGUCCAUUAGAAAAUAAUGAUCGACUGAGAAGAACACCCAUUUUCCCUCCUUUUCACUUGUUCUUUCCCUAGCUAUGUGCUCCUCUUUUCGUGAUCUUUCUUUCCCGACACAUUGUUUUUGCCUUUUUGGAUGUAUUCCUUCCACACUUUAGAUAUGACUACAAGAUCUCAAUGUGAUAUGAUCCUAAAUAGAUCAAUCUACAAUCCAAAAUUGCUUGAACAAGAAGCAAUCCCACCAACUAACAAAAAUUCUCAAAUUUCGUUAAGUGUUUAUUCUGUUUCAGGAUACCUACUUUGCAAGCCUAUUUCUCACAAUUGGCUCGAUGAAAAUUCAAAUAGAAGGCUUGGAAGUGAAGUCAAGAUGUUUAUCUAUAUAUUGGAAGGUUUAGAAACAAGUCUACAAGGUUGUUUUCCAAGUCCAUCAAGUUGCUAUGUCAAAACCGAGAAACUGCCAGAUUUUGACAAGUAUGGGAGGCAGUUGAGGAACCCAACUUUGAAGGCUUAUUCGAGAUGGAAGGCUGAGAGUCGACUCAAUGUGUUUGUGCCACAUAAAAAUUGAUGUUUUCUACUACAACCGCAAGGCAUUGGAUGAGUGAACACGUACCUGGAAGGCUUCGAAUGGAUUGGUGCAAGAUCGUAUGGAGCAACGAUUGGAAGCCUGCACCUUAAGCAAUCCGAAUCUUUCUCGGAUUAGGAUUACAUCUCCUCUUUGGAUUUGAGCGUGUGGUUUUCGUGUUCUCUUGUAAUUACGUUUUCCUUUUUGUUUGUAGACGUAGCUAGGUCUACUUAAGGUCGUUUCCAUUGCGUUGUAAGGUAGAUUACAUUCAAUUGAAUAAAAACUUCAAAUUUUUUGAUUCACAAGUUUGCUUCGUGAGUUGAUUGAAUUGCUUGGUGGAUUUCGAGUGAUUCGUGUGCUUGUAUCGAACAAGUAAACACCUUAUUCGUGGCUUGGCUUCUACCUAUGUAUUUUAAGCCUUCUCCCUUGUGCGAGAUUGCACGAAAUUGACCAUCCAAAACACUCCAAACAUCACCCUGUUUUCGUGUAUUUUUGUCCGAGGUUCAAUUCAAUCCAAUUGAAUUCAUUCUGAUCAAAAGAGACCCAUCUAGGGCCGGGUCUUUCUCAAAGAUGAUUAUGUUGAAGACUAUAACAUGAGUUAUCUUUAAUCCAUUUUUCUUAUUCUUAACCUAACGUUCAUGCGAUUCAAACAAGAAAAUUGAACACACAGUUUGAGGCUAGUAAAUAAAGCCCAUUAGCUAAAAAUAAGCCAUGACAAAAAGAACUGUAAGAAAUAACUUGUGAGUAUAAGUACGCCUAUUUUAUCUAAAUCAUACGGUACAACUAUUUUAUCAGUUAAUAAUUAAGUGGAUAUUACAAUGCAUGCAUUGUUCACAAUGUAUUGUUUUUUGAAUUUUGUGCACAAAUAAUACAUGCAUUAUUUUUGUUGAUGUUUGGUUGAGAUAGUUAUAAUGCAUACAUUGUCCACAACGCAUUGUAUUUUUUAAUUUUCUGCACAAACAAUAGAUGCAUUGUUUUGCUGAUGUGAUGGAAACUAUCACACAAAAAUGAGUGAUAGUAUUAUCUCUACUAAAACUUGAGAUUGUUGAGAUAGUUUGGGGAGAUUGUUGUGUUCCUUUUUUGUUCCAAUUAUAUCCCUAGUUAUUUAUUUGUAUGUUCUAAUAAAAGAAAGGGUAAUAGUGAUCUUUCGCACAAAAAUAAUAUAACUUGUUGAAUACUAAAAGAACUAUCACCAAAACCAAUAACAAAAAGUACAUUACAUC